This is a messenger RNA of Thermothelomyces thermophilus ATCC 42464, 1749 nucleotides long. RefSeq lists its product as uncharacterized. The record is from RefSeq and is a predicted model, not a curated record. The coding region runs from base 1 to 1749 and encodes 582 amino acids. The transcript is spliced from 2 exons. NCBI's taxonomy places the organism in Eukaryota, Fungi, Ascomycota, Sordariomycetes, Sordariales, Chaetomiaceae.
AUGGCCCCCUUCAAGAUGGUCGCCGCGGCGGCGGCGCUGGCUCUCGUCGGUCACGUCCAGGCUACCGAGAUUCCCCUCCCUCCGUGCCUCGACCCCUUCCAGCCAUUUGUCUAUUCCGGUUGCUUUGGGGAAUCGGCCGGCACCCAGCUCUUGCCCUUCCGCCCUCCCCUUGACCAGCAGGAGGGCACCGUCGAGAAGUGCGUGGCCACGUGCAAGGGCAAUGGCUACCGCUACGCCGGCCUCGUCUACUACGGCGUGUGCUACUGCGGCCAGACCGUCAACGGACCGCAGGUCGACGACUCGCAGUGCGACCUCCCCUGCAAUGGCAACAAGUCCGAGACGUGCGGCGGUAACGGCCACUUUUCUGUCUACUCUGACCCCACCUUCCUGCCUGUCGACCAUGUCACCGUUGCCGACUACGAACCUCUCGGCUGCUGGACCGACGACUCGAGCCUGGGCCGCGCCCUGACAUACCGUCAGGUCCAGCUCGACAGCGCCACCCUGACCACCGAGAAGCGUCUGCAGGCCUGCCGCGACGGCGGCUUCCCCUUUGCCGGAACCGAGUACAGCGGUGAAUGCUACUGCGGCGUCGUCAUCGGCAACGACACCUAUGCUGCGCCCGCUGACGAGUGCGACAUGCCCUGCAACGGCAACGCGGACGAGACCUGCGGUGGCCGCAGCCGCCUGAACCUCUACGUCGCCGAGGAGCUGGGAUCGCUCCAACCCUGUGGUUACCAGCCCUCCGUCUCGAGCAGCACCUCGCUGCCGCCGUCUUCGACCGUCACUUCCACCACCUCCUCUUCCACCUCUUCGUCGACAGCGCCUCCCGAAACUUCAACUAUUACUUCGACGAGCACCACCCCGGCCACCUCGACCACAAGCACCAGCAGCUCCGCCUGCGUGUCUACCACCGUCGUGCCCCCGCAGUGCGAGUACAAGUGCGGCAAGUGGUGCUCGUCGCCCCUCCCCGACUGGAACGACCCCAAGACGUGCAAGAAUGCCUGGUCUAGCUGCCACGUCCAAGUUGCGUCCUGCUUCAAGCAGGCCGGGUGGCCCGACGUGCUCGACUGCUUCGAGUUUAGCCAGUGGUGCGCCGACAUCGCCAAGUACUGCGACAGCAACCCGCGUGGCGGCUGCCGCAAGGACGACUUCUGGGGCAAGAAGCCCCCCAAGGGCGGUGCGCACCCAUCCACUACCAUCACUGUGACCGCCACGUGCGCCCCUGCCACCGGCACGGAGCCGCCCGCGACUUCUACCAAGCCCCCUGCCUCCAGCACCACCACCAGGUGCCCCAUCCCGACCCCCACCAACAUCUGCAUCCAGCCCAGUAGCCCGCUCUACGGCUACGGCCCGGGCAAGCCGGUCGGCGGCAUCGACAUGCCCGUCGUGAGCUGCAACGACCUCCCCAACGAGUGGGCCCAGUUCCCGUUCAAGGGCUACACCGACCGCGAUAGCCGCAACUGCCGCAAGUAUCAGCGGAACCAGUGCACAAACGUCUGCGCCGACGCCUGCAAGGAGCAGUACGAGGACUGCGUCAACGUCUACGCCGAGGGCUGCAAGCGCAAGCCGCACGGGCGCCGGGACGUCGGCUACUUUGAGUUCCGGGGCAGCGUCGAGAAGCGCACCUUCGGGUGGAACGACGACUUCUCGGGCGCCGUCAACAAGUGCAAGGCCCAGUACAGCGACUGCUUGAGGGUAAACAGGGGCGUCACGGGUGCCGGCAAGUGCACCAAGCCUUGCGGAUGGUAG